Molecule: messenger RNA, 3328 nt
Organism: Neolamprologus brichardi
Lineage: Eukaryota; Metazoa; Chordata; Actinopteri; Cichliformes; Cichlidae
Source: RefSeq, a predicted model, not a curated record
AAAGCAGCACUUCGAGCUUUGAAUGUUCGUUUUUAGUAGCUGUCCGCAUGGAUUUAGCGAUGUUAAACGCCCGUGGUUAACUUACGAACAGUGGCUGGCAGGCGCUGGAAAUGGAAAGAGACUUCGACCUCUGUUUUUAGUUGAGUACCGUCAGUUGUUCGUUUAUUAAGAGCCAUGAAACAAAGUGUUUUAGGGGUCAUGGGGGCUGUGGGGCGCCUAAUCCUGUCUCUUCUCCUGCUGUCGUUGGAAGGCAAGCUGGUUCAGGUUGGUGGGGUCAGAUCAGUCACCCUUCCAGAGUCCCUCCUGUUUGUCUCCACUCUGGACGGUAGUCUGCAUGCUGUCUCCAAACAGACAGGAGACAUCAAAUGGACUUUAAGAGAAGACCCCAUUAUUCAAGUUCCUGUCUACCUCACAGAACCAGGUUUCCUCCCAGACCCCAAUGAUGGCAGUUUAUAUGUACUCGGUGGAAAGCACAAGGAAGGUUUGAUGAAACUGCCUUUUACCAUCCCUGAGCUGGUACAGGCAGCUCCCUGCAGGAGCUCUGAUGGGAUACUCUAUACAGGUAAAAAGCAGGAUGUGUGGUUUGUGGUGGAUCCUGAAACCGGUGAAAAGCAAACCAGUUUGACAACCUCCACCUCCGACUCCAUCUGUCCCAACAGUCCCCUGCUCUACAUUGGACGCACAGAAUAUGUUGUUACCAUGUUUGAUACGAAGACACAAGAGCUGCGAUGGAACGCCACGUACAACGAUUACUCUGCUCCGCCUUACGACGAGAAGCAAGACUACAAAAUGGCCCAUCUUGUUUCCAGUGGUGAUGGUCUUGUUGUGACAGUUGACAGAGAGUCAGGUGAUGUCCUUUGGAGUCAGAACUAUGGGUCGCCAGUGAUCGGCGUCUACCUGUACUCUGGAGACUCGCUGAGACACGCCCCCCACCUGUCCCUUGCAAUGGAAACACUGCGUUUUCUCACAUUCUCGUCUGCUGGCAACCAGGCAGAUGCACACUCCACUUUGAAGUGGAGCUAUCAGUUUGUGAAGGAGCAAGCCACUGCACAGACUCAGCUUGUGCCCACUCUCUAUGUGGGAAAGCUGGACUCCCACCUCUAUGCUUCGACUUCUCUUGUCCACCACGGAGUCUCAUUAGUGCCUCGGGGACUGACCCUGGCACGGAUCGACGGUCCACUGACGGCUGAGGUGACGGUCAGAGAGAGAGGGGAGUGUGAGAUCACACCAUCCACCGAUGUGCGCUAUCCUCCGGGGAGCAUAAACAGCCAGAAAAACCACUGGCUGCUUAUAGGUGAACGUGUUCAAACACACAGACAGCUUUCUUUAUUAAAAAUAAAUAAGUUCUUCAGAUUGAAAGCUCAAAGACAGCUGGAGGAAGCCUUUGAGUCUCGUCUCCAGCGCAUGCAGACCAACAUGCAGACAAAUACGCAGACACAAACCUUGGUUUCUUCAGACCCACCUCCUUCUACUGAUGCAAACAUCUCAAGCGACCCGUUGCCUGCAUCUACAGAAGCUCCACCUAGUCCUCACAGUCACAGCAGCAGCAGCAACACAUCGCAUGGAGAUAAAAAUGGCAAGAAUGGACACAAACCCACAGCAGAAGGAAACAGCGAGGAGGUGCACGUGGGUAAAAUCUGCUUCAGUCCCUCUGAGGUGCUCGGACACGGCUCUGCAGGAACGUUUGUCUUCAGGGGUAAAUUCGACGACCGCCUCGUUGCCGUGAAGCGAAUUCUGCCAGAGUGUUUCGAGGUGGCAGAGCGAGAGGUGCAGCUCCUCCGAGAGUCCGACACGCACCCCAACGUCAUCCGAUACUUCUGCACAGAGCGAGACCACCUCUUCACCUACAUCGCCAUCGAGUUGUGCACCGCAACUCUGCAACAGGUUGACUUGAGGCGGUUCAGGACCUAUAAAGGAAACUCAGUGAGAGACCUGCUGAGAGCCAUGAGGAAUAAGAAGCAUCACUACCACGAGCUCCCACCAGAGGUGCAGGAGACUCUUGGUGAGCUGCCCGAAGGCUUCGUCGGGUACUUCACAUCACGGUUUCCACGGUUACUGAUGCACACACACGCUGCGCUGCAAAUCUGUGCCCAUGAAAGACUGUUUCACCCUUACUACCUACCCCCCAAUGCCAAAUAGCUUUCACAAGGCUAUGCACUCCACAUUUCAUGUGCAGGGCCAAGUAAAAGAAAUCCCUGACUGUACCCUGUUAUUGCUUUUGUAAAGCCUGUGCUGUUCUUCAGGGGAAGUUACAGCUGCUCUGAAAAUAUUUUUAUAGAACUUGGGGUUGUUUUAUAGAUUAAUUUUAUUGUAUUUUUUAUUUCUUCCCUACUUAAAGAAUGUAUAUAUUUGUAUUAAUAAUAUGAUAUGUUUUUAAACUAGAUCUCAGUCAAAUUACAUUUUUUUUUCUUUUUCUUUUUGGGCUUCACUAAACCUAAAAAACAACAGUGGUUAUUAACUCUGUGAGCCAGCCUCGGUUUUUUCCAAUGAGAGCUAUGAGCAUGUUAAUGAUACCAGAUAUCCAGACACGGACAGGUCUGAUCCGGCACAUUUCUGACCAAAGGAACAAACUAUAACUGUAAACAAAUGGAUAAGAUAUGUUAACACAGGCUAAAUACAGCAGCCAAGGCCAGGAAGGUAAUCUUAAGUAAUAAGCCUGUUAAUAAGGCUUGUUAUUUACUGGCCCAUCAUGAAAGUAAAUUUGAUCACAGUGACAGUGUUGCUUACAUGGUGUGUAAGUGUAUUUUUGCUUUGUUACAGCAAAAAAAAAACCCCAACAGAAUUUAAAGUAAAUUAUUUGCAAAUCUCUAUAGCUAUCUGAGAGCAAAACCUUUGGCUUCUCCUGAUUGGAAGGAAAAGCCAAAGGUUGUAGGUGAUUGUUUAAAAACUGUAGACACUCUUGUUACCUGUGCAUCAAUGAUCUUUCAGCAUGAUAAAGUGUAUAUAUAUAUAUUUUUAAGAGAAUUGACUGGUCAGAAGGUGCUGUGUUUAUUUGUGUAGAAAAUAACCUGCCCUUGAGCAAGUACAUUGUGUAGCACAAGUUAAAAUGGAAGGUGAAAACACAGCCGCUUUUAUUGAACUGAAACGAAAUGAAGUAAAAUUAUGAUAAGUUAUAUUAACUACUGAAAAUAGCCUCUCUGACAGUGGGGAUAGUUUUACAGGUUGACAGAAUCAUGUAGACUGAUGCAUAAUAACUCGAAAUGAUUAAAGAGUGUGCUGAAGAACUGCAGCAGAUCUCGUCUUCAUGUUGUCAGUGUAGAGGUUUAUAACUGGGUGUACAAACGUUGUUGAAGCUGUAGCUAAAGCACACACCGCAGAUACUGAGGUA